Molecule: messenger RNA, 450 nt
Organism: Drosophila suzukii
Lineage: Eukaryota; Metazoa; Arthropoda; Insecta; Diptera; Drosophilidae
Source: RefSeq, a predicted model, not a curated record
AGUUCUGCGUCAAAACAAACUUAUCGAUAGCUCUGUAACUCCGUUCCUAAAUUAUAUAUUAUAAAUAGAAAUAUAAUAAAAAUGAUCGGUAGGAUAUCUUUUUGGUACAAAGACAACGUUUCCAACGAGGUGGACUGUCUGGCGUGUCGAUUGGUCAGUGGAAUUGGUCUCCUUGGAAUCGGUGCAUAUCUGUUGGCACAAUCGAAGAAACGUCCGAAGCCCCUGGAAAAUUACACCAUGAAAAGCUUGGCAGCAGCCGUUGGUUUACUGGGCGUGGCGCGACUGGGGAAUGCGAAUUUCCUCAAAGCAACCGCCGAAGAACCGAAGGAGCCGGAAACCAAGACUUUAAAGAACCCAGCUGGUCAUCAGUUCUUUGCUAGACGUUAAUUGAAUAAGAUGCUUUUAAUUGUAAUAAUUCGUUAAAUUUAUAAAUGUUUGGGUAUAAACCUA